Racocetra persica is the source of this 873-nucleotide messenger RNA. The record is from the annotation of a GenBank genome assembly. Lineage: Eukaryota; Fungi; Glomeromycota; Glomeromycetes; Diversisporales; Gigasporaceae.
AUGGCAGAAAACGUUAAUGUACCUCCUAUGUUGACCCUCGAAAAUUAUGAAAACUUUCGAACAAACGCAUAUGUAACGAUAGAGACCUAUGCUAGAAAACAAAAAUCUAUACUUCCACCUGGGGAGGUUGCUUUUUGUCGGACUGUUGAUCCCGCGUCUGCUCUCGCGCUAGAAAGACUCUCUACUAAAAUAAAAAAUAAACUGAAUCGCUUGUUAGUAAAUGCCGACAUACCCGGUGCUGAAAUGCUCGGUAGAGUUAACGACGCAAAAGAUUUUGAUAUUUGGUUUAAAGAUUUGGUUACCAUGAAUGAUUCCUUGAUUGACGGUGUGAAUGCAUCCUUGGAUGAAUUAACCGGGCGUAGUCAAAAAUUCGCGAGUUCUACAGCAGACGCAUCAACAUCAAUGGUGGCACAAGUUAGGGCUAAAUCAGGGGAUAUCAACAUUGUAUACUCUCGUAACAUUACUCGACCACAAGCAAAGUUUAAGGAUAAAAUUGACAACUCUGGCGCUCCAUUUAUUCCUAAACUUCCAAAUAAACCGAACGCAGUUGUACCGCUAAAACUGGACGGUAUUGAAGAAGGAUUUGUGUAUCCCCAUCCGUACCGAUACGAGAUAACUCAUCUUACGUAUCCUUCAUUCAUUUUUGAAGAGAAGGAGCCAAUACAAUAUCGACCUCUUGAUGCUACCCCACUUACUUGGGUUGAUACAUUGGAAGGGCUAACUGCUAUGUGCCAGAAAUUAGAAGCGUCUCAAGCAAUUGCAGUGGACCUUGAGCUCAGCACGCGAGAUGAGGAUUUCAUUGUGGAUGCUUUGGAAUUGAGACAUCAUUUACAUAUAUUAAAUAAUUCUUUCACAAACCCUAAUAUCUUGAAG